This is a messenger RNA of Scylla paramamosain (green mud crab), 8966 nucleotides long. Its product is annotated as nephrin-like. NCBI's taxonomy places the organism in Eukaryota, Metazoa, Arthropoda, Malacostraca, Decapoda, Portunidae. The record is from RefSeq and is a predicted model, not a curated record. Gene Ontology annotation, molecular function: protein binding.
AGAGAGAGAGACCUGAAAAGCAGACUGGCAAAAUAGUUCAACACAGACAUCCAGACACGUUGACAGGUAGACAGACAGACAGACUGACACACCAACAGACUGAUCUUGCAUUUAAUCACCAUCACACUCUCAUAAUCAUCAUCAUCCCGCUUUUCCCACAAUAUUCACGUAAAACAUUGAACAUUUAACAAUUCAACCUCCCACCAACGUUAUUUUUCCUUCCCUGACUGUGAGAUGAAGCUUCGGAUCUAAUGAACCAGCGUAACCAGAGCGAGUUUCAGAGUGGUCGAACACGCCACUCGAGCAGCUUGUUGAUUCGCCGCCUCUUGGAAACGGAAAAGUGAAGCGGGUUUCAAAGGACACUGAAGUGGCUCAAAGACGCAACACGUUAAGUCCUUCCUUUACACUUCAUGCCAGACUUUUGCUUGAAUACUGCACUGGUGGCGGUGUUUCUGUUGGUACUGUUGGUGCUGGUACUGCUGCUGCUGCUGCUGCUUCUCGAUGGACCAUGGCUAUUGCAGAUGACACUGAUUCCAUUUUACCCGCGCUCUCCUUCAUCCUGCGAGGUACAGAGGCCGCGAGACACAUCACCCCAAGGUAGUUCCCACGGCACACCUUCCUUGCACUAUUCUGAAGCCUUCGCACCUGCCGUCUUGUGGGACGGGCCCUCCUCCCCCCCCCCAAGACCUGGACAUCAGCCCUCCCGGAGUCAGUACCGCAUCUGCGCUCGUAGUGGAGGGACGUUCGUCGCUGGCUCCCGUGAACACCUGGCUCUCUCGCUCCUCACCUUCCCUGACGUUCGCAGCGGUUCUGUCGCAAAGCCCAGCCACUGUUGUUGUUUUUCCCAGGGAUUUCAAGUGCGAACAUCAUUCCUGGAUACCUGUUGAUGUGGAUUAAUGAGCAGAUCAGGUGCAAAUAGGUGAUGCUUAAUUGUUCGAUGAGAUUGGUAGAGGAAACGAGAGAAAACUAACCACUCGACUCUUCACUGGAACGUUUAAGUUUGUUGUUGGUACUAAGGACUGCAUGAUUGAAACUUGAUGUCCGUGGGUGAAAUGUUGAAACGAAGGUGAUGAUCAUGUCCGUGCCGUGCGUGUCCGUGGCGUGACGAUGGACUUAGUGACACCCGAGGGACGCAUUGAACUGCUCUCCAUGUGUGUUUGUGCGUGUUUGAGGUGGUGACCCGUGCCCGCAGGCCUCCCGAAGAUGACGCUAAGGAUACCGUCGCCAGCACCGCCUCUGUCAUGGGGCCUCUCCUCCUCCUCCUCGCCGCCCCUCCUGCUGCUGCUCCUGCUCCUCUCACAGCUGCCUCUUGGCUGGUCCCUCCCGCAGACGUUCCGCGUGACGCCCCAGAACGUGGAGGUGGUGGCGGGAAGUGACGUCACCCUGCAUUGCGAAGUGGAGAACCAGCAAGGCAACGCGCAGUGGACGAAGAGUGGAUUCGCUUUGGGAUUCAAUCGCAGCAUCCCUGGAUUCCCUCGCUACACGGUGCUUGGGGAUGAGGCCGCCAGCAUCCACAACCUCCACAUCACUAACGUCGAGAUGUCAGAUGAUGGGGAAUUCCAGUGCCAAGUUACACCUUUUGGUAAUGCGCGGGCAAUCCGUCACGCAGCCAACCUCACCGUCCUUUUGCCUCCUACGAGCGUGGAGAUCGUGGGCCACACUCCAGACGCCCUUAUCACCGUGAAGGCUGGCGACUCCCUCACUCUAGAAUGCCUCAUAAGAGAUUCCAAGCCUGUUUCCAGAGUCACGUGGUACAGGGGACAGGAGCCACUGAGACUGGGUAAGCACAAGAUGGUGAAGGUGGAACACAACCUUCUCUUUCUCCCUCUCUCUCCCUCUCUCUCUCAGAUUCCCCAGGACGACAAGAAGGAGACAUCACCCACGGAUUCCCAUCUCUCAUCUCUACGUUCAAAGAUUACAUUCACGCCCACUCACAGUGACAACGGCCUGGAUUACAGCUGCCACGCCCUCCACCCCGCCCUCACCCACUCUUCCGAGCAGCUCACCGCCAGAGUCACCCUCGACGUCCAAUAUCCUCCCGGCGCGCCAGAGAUCACGGGGUACACUGAAGGGGAGACGGUGAGCGCGGAGACCCGGAAAACCCUCACCUGCCGAUCGCGAGGAGGCAACCCGCUCCCUGAGGUGUUCUGGUUCAAGAAUGGUGUACAGAUCGACAAGAAUUUCAUCAAACAUCGGAAGUACGCGGUGAACGAAUACGAGUUUGAGGUGCAGGCGUCCGACAACUUGGCAAAAUAUGAGUGUCAAGUGUCCAACGUGAUGACUAGUGAGCCUAAGAUAGCGGAAAUUCAGCUGAGUGUGCAUUUCCCUCCUUCUGAAGUCGCCAUCAACGGCCCGACGGAAGCCAAGGUCGGGGACAUCAUAUCCAUCAGCUGCAUCGCGGAGAACUCAAACCCUCCAUCAGAUGUAACCCUCGUGAUCAGCGGACAGACGCCUCCCGGAGCCACCUCGAGGACUUACAAGGUGGAACACGGCGGCUGGAACACAGUGACCAACCUGACGAGCUAUGAGGUCAGAUCAAUAGGCUCAGACCUCACUGUCAACUGCUACGCUCUCAAUCAAGCUCUCGGCUCCACCAAGAUCAUUACUCAAGUCGUCAGGGUGUUGCCUCGCUCUCGCUCUGAAUGUGUGCGUGUGUGCGUUAUAUUUUUUUCCUUUCUGGUUCUUUUCUUUGUUUUUGUUUAUUUUUUUUUCCUCACUUUGUUUUGCCCAUGUUUCAAGAGAAAAAAAAACUCUUUCUCUCGCCCUCGUCUAACACACUCUCUCUCUCUCCCUUUCUCUCCUACAGGACCCCCAGACUCCCCAGUAAUCAUGGGAUACGAACCGGGGACGCUGCUGAAGAAGGGGACAUCCAAACGGUUCUCCUGCAUCAGCACAGGAGGCAACCCACUGGCCACGCUCACCUGGUUCAAGGGCGCGCAGGAACUCCCGUCUGUCACGCGGCACGAGGCAGGCAACGCCAUCGCGGACCUGGACAUCGUGGUGAGCGAGUCGGACAACAAUGCCGAGUACCGCUGUGAGGCAACAAACUCCGCCACUGAGGAACCGCUGUCCAACUCCACCAGCCUCAGUGUCACGUUUCCUCCCGCUGCUGUGAAGGUGUCAUCGGACCCCAGAGAAGUGACUGCCAACACUGAAACGACGCUGGUUUGUGAAUCUGCCUCCAGUAACCCAAAGGCGAAUGUUACCUGGUGGAGAGAUGGCUUCGAAGUGGGUCCAGGGAGACUCGAGCGUGAAUCCAGGGCGUUUGGAGGCUUCACUACCACGUACAGUGUCAAGGUGAACGUGACAGCGGAAGACAAUGGUGCCGUGUUUACCUGCCAGGCGGAUAACCAGUUUGGCACCACGACUCACGACGCCAUCACUCUCUCAGUCUUGUACCCGCCGACUUGGGUAAAGAAACCAGAGAAGGAGAUUUCAGUGAAGGAAGGCAGUAGUAUAGAGGUAAACGUCAGUGCUCAAGGGAACCCCGAUGCAGUCACGUACAUUUGGCGCCGUGGAGAGGAAGUGGUGAAGGCAGAUUCCUUCCUCAACAUCUCCAGCGUGACGAGAGACCAAACUGGGACUUACACUGUGGAGGCAACGAACUCGCAGGGCACCGCAGCAGCGAACCUCACCCUUAAUAUUAAAUAUGGCGCCCCGAUCAGUUCCAUCUCAGGGGGCAAGAACCUCAGUGUGGGGGAUACAGUAACCUUAGUCUGCCAGGUGGAUGCAAACCCGGACCCUGACAUCAACUGGGUGCGAGAAGGAUAUGAUUUCGGGAGGACGGAGCACAAGAAACACGUGUCCCAGAACGUGGUGGAGAUGACCCUGCGUAACGUGACGGUGGAGGACACGGGGGUUUUUAUCUGCAGCGCCAAGAACGAGAUCGGUGAGGCGGCGACAGCAAGCACAGCGGUCAUUGUAAAACAUAAACCAAUCAUCGACAAAUCCGCCAAGUACCAGAAGGCGGCUGCUGAGGCGGGGAAGGAAGCGCGCCUUGCCUGCAGAGCGUCCGGUGCGCCCUUCGUCCACUUCACUUGGUACACUCGAGAGAACACGCCUAUUGAGCCCGCCAUUUACUCCCGCUUCGAUGACAGAUACAGCGUUGAGACUUCCCAGCUGGUAGACGGCCUGGUGACGUAUGAGAGUGUUCUGCUUAUUAAAAACGUGACGAACAAGGACUACGGGUUCUUUGAGUGUCUGGCCCAUAAUACCCUCGGCUCCUCCCGCACCGCUAUACACCUGGACAUCACGAGCCGCCCAGACACGCCUCUAGAUUUGAAGGUGCUAAAUUUCACCCACAACUCUGUCGAACUCGCGUGGACUCCAAGCUUUGACGGUGGCCUGCCGCAGAAGUACAGGGUUCGAUACCACGUGACCGGCACCGCUAGAUACCAGUACACGGACGUCUAUCCCGAGAACGUCACCACCUUUAUAGUGACUACCCUGCGUUUGGGCACCACUUACUCCUUCAGCGUCCUCGCCUACAACACAAAGGGCGACUCAGAGUACACGGAGCAGGAUGUCCAGGCCACCACCUCCAGCACGGCCCCGCCCACAGACACGCCCCCAACGCAGGCUCCGAGCGCCCGCAUCUCUGGUCUCAUCAUCAUCAUCGUCACGCUGGUGGGGGCGGCUCUGCUUGUCCUCAACGUGGCUCUUGUCGCGUGUUUCAUCAAGAGACGCGCGCGAAAGAGACUCACAGCCUCAUCUGAUAAGGGAUCAAGCAAGAGCACCACUAUAGAAAUGUAUGCCCCGUCCUCCUACACUGGCACUGUGACGGGGGAAACGCUGUCCUCGAUCUCAGAGAAGUCCCGGGAAAGUUACACACACGAGGACUCUGCGGACGAGUAUGAGGCGGAGGCAGCUCGGGUCACCGCCACCAGCACUUAUCUAAUCGAGCAGCUUGAACCGCCCCCACAGUACGCCAGCCGCCCCCCGCCCCACAUCCUGCCCCCGCCCCCCUCACACAACGACCUCAACAUGGACGACGCCUACGACGAUGUCCGCAGAAAUCAGUACAAUGCUGCGCUGGACCGAGCGACGGCGGCGGGGACGGGCGGCUACGGCACGCUGGGGCGCCGCACCACCACGCCCGACCACUACAACAUCCCUGCCACGGACCCCCACUAUCCCCUCCCCACCCGCUACAACACCUACCAGCCGCCCACCCACGCCCCGCUCACCGCCCACACCCACUCCCUCACGCAGAACAACGGCUCCCUGCGGAGGAACGCGCCCUCCAAGCUCCACUUCCCGAAGGAUUACAUCCGGAACGGGUCGAUGAACAUCCCGGUGUCCUCCACGUCGUCUCCUGCCGGGGGCGUGGCGGGUCAGUACCCACCGCAGUCGCCCACCCGCACCCACCCGCCGCCGCAGCCACCCAUGCUCUCCACCUUUGCUCCCGAUGCUGUCCAGUCCCCCGCGGGGGGCGGCGUCCCCCUGGAGCACCGGGGGCACCUGGUGUGAGGCGGGGCGGGUAAAGACUAAAAAAUUAAGUUGGACAUAUACUGGAGGAGGGUGAAGGGGGCCCAGUGCCCACCAGGCGGCCCCGAUGGUGUGUCCAGCCGCGGUGACAGACAGGUGCCAGACUCCCGCCCCGACCCUCCCCCGGCCCCCUCCCAGGUACGAUGAACGCUACCUGUUGACGCCGCGGCAGCGCUUCGCGGCGGAGUGGCUCAGGCGGCGGCCUGCCGUCACGAGGGACCGUCCCUUGAAUUAACUUUUUUUUUCUGUGAUGGUGAGCGAAGCGUCGUGACGUGAAGGGAGCGCAGAUGUGGUGUUGGCACGCCUCGGCACCGGCACCUGGGGACACCGAGAGGCGCACGAGGCGUAUAAGUGUGGAGAGUCAGAGUGCUGAAGUGGAACAGGCAGCGGAAAAUCAAUUCAGGCGAUGUGUUUCAGUGUGAGUGUGGCGAUAAAGUGUGACACGCGACGCACGCCACUGAGAGAACCAGCAGCGAGAGGACUGCCAGGCGUCGGCGUGUCGGGCGAUGGAAGUGGCGGGAUAGUGGCGGCGGAGGCGGCGGCUGGGGAGGGAGGGAGGGAUCCACGCCAAUCAGAUUUGGUGUAUAUCCCCUGAUGGACCUAUCAAUGGAAGCCCCGGCCAGCGCCCCCCAGGUGAGAGCGGCGGUAUUCAGCCCUCCCUCCGCUGCUCCCUCGACGCCGGCAGUGAAAAUUCAGGGAGGAAGGAGGACGAGCAGGACGAGCAGCAGGAGAAGGCGGAACAGAAAAGGACUCGCUGUAUAGUGAGUAACGAUGCAACGAACCCCAGCCUCCCACCCCGCCACGAGGAGGGGAGGAGCAGGGGGAGGACACCGUACCUCCUGGAAUCCUCCCGUGAUCCUCAGUGUGUGUGUGUGUGUGUGUGUGUGUGUGUGUGUGUGUGUGUCCCAAGCCGCGUCCCUUCACGGCAUAUGUCCCAUGUCCCGAAACGCCUAGGAAACUAUAAAAAGCACAUAUCAGGAACUUUGCUUAAUCCCCUGCAGGACGUGGCAGCAAGAGGCGGUAUGAGACAGACAGACAGACAGAGACAACAUUGUACAAUUCAUCCUGUUUUUUUUCCUUUUUUUUUUCAUUCACCUAUUCCUGACACACGCCAGUGCUCAAAAAUGUGAUGUAAGAUAAAUGUAUUCCUUAGAAAAAUAUUUCCCCUGUUCACUCGACUUUCACACCCGGGGAAGGCCAGCCACUCACGACCUCUGAGUGUUGCGUCAUGUCCUCCACUCAAGGGCGAGGACCUUCCAUUUACGGCCCCGUGUCCAUCUCCUCACCCGCUAACGCACUACACGCAGCAGCGGCCGCGUCAGGAGCCCCAGCCACGAGGGACGCGCCGCGGCCGUGUACGCCUCCAGAGCUGCUGUGUACGUGUUGACAUGUACGUACGUGUUAUAUACCAGCUGUGUUAUCAUCGUGGGUUUAGUCAACAUUUUGUGUAUAUGAGUGUCCCGGCCUGUGGGUGUGUAAGGCUGAGUGUCGCUGCUUCGUGACGGUGCAGAGAGAGAGAGAGAGAGAGAGAGAGAGAGAUGAUGAUGCCUGUUGCUGCUUCUGUGUGUGUGUGUGUGUGAAGGAAGAGACCGAAGCAGUGUCGGAUGCUCGAACAAGACAGCUGGAAGUGCCUUGCGAGGGCCCCGAAGCCUCAGUCCAGCGUGGAGGACCCGCGGGCUGGCGACGCCCUGCAGCUCCUUCAGUUUUGGGGCAGGAAGGCGGAGCGGGAAGAGUCAGAGGGGCCGAGAGGACGCCAGGGAUCGCCGCUCACCCUCCCGCAGCACCCGCCGAGGGAAUGACGAGUGUCUACCCAGCGCCCGUCCACGGACCCUCGGCAGGAGUUACGGACUUCCAAACCGCCGUACAAGGAGUAAGAGGAGAAGGACAAGAAGAGGAGAAGGAGGAGAAGGAAGAGAAGGCGUGUUUUCUUCCAUUCCCUCCAACUUGCCGCAGAAGGACUCAGUAGUGGCCGCGGAGGUGGGAUGAAUGCACGUGGCAGGUGACAAGAGCGUUCUGUGACCUGGAGGAGGCGAUGAAGGUAGUGAAGGGCAGCGAGGAACAUUACCAACCUUGGACACCGCUGGAAACUUUGACUAACCGAACAAAGGAGCAGCAGCCACGCUUGACACGUUUACUAAUAACCUCCUGGCGCCGACUGUCAUUGGAGGGCGAGAGACAUGCUAUAAGUGACAUAUUAACAAGAUAUCUGUAAUUUGUCAAAGUAGCCGUGAUUCAGUCCAGCUCUGCCUCUCUGAACUAAGUCAAUCCUUCUACAGUGCACUUGAUGGCCCUAAUCCUGUGUUAUGGUAACUCUACAUUAAUUACUAUAGAUUGGCAUGUGUUCAUCCUUCCCUCCAAAUAUGUAACAAUUAUGACCUUGAAAUAACUUGAUUGAACUAGUAAAAUACUUAUCCAGUAGCUACUGUUGCAGUACACCUGAACAUCUGAAAAGACAUUGUACAUAGUGAAACAUGAUUAAUUUCUACCUGGUGCCUCCAUCCCAGAACCUAUUUAAGAUGUAACAUUCAGCUGCCCAGAAGUUUUUAUUUUAGGUAGAGCAUCAAGUGUGGAGAAGAGAGGAACAUGGAGAGGAAGAUGCUGAAGAUUAAGUACUGAGCAGGAGGAAGAGGAGGAGGAUCAAAGAGGUUUAUGGAUGGAUGAGGUGAUAAGUGUAAAAGAAAAAGGCAGGAAGAUGCACACAGGUGAUCUAAAGUGACAACCUUUAAUGGGAGCUGCCAAAAAGAUUUAAUAAUACAAUAUGUUCUUGGGGUCACAACAAAAGAGAAAACUGUGGAAUAUUUACCUAGUAUCUGUUAGAGAGCAUUAAAGGUGAUGUAUUAAUCCUUAUUAACAUGAGUAAUAAAACACUAAUAUCUAUUUCAGGGAAGGUGUUUGAAGACUUGCCCCAGGUCAUGAAGUGGAGCUUAACCAGGUUAAGGGCAAGAAGCACCUCACCCCACUUGGAGCUCAAAGUAAUGGUAAACCAAAGGAGGAAUUAAGGUGGCAUUGGACAUCCAGUAGGAGGUAGUGGAUAUGCUGUUAGGAAUAUGAUGCUACAAAUACAUACAGUAUUUAAAUACAGAAAGAAUACUCUACAAGUAAAUGAGGCUGGAAGUAAGAAGUGAAGCUUUAAAAUGUAACCUUUAUCACAAUCAGCAGAACCUAUCCUUAAAAAAUAGUAAGGGCAUGCAGUUGGGGCCUGAGAGCGAAUUUGUUUAAGACAAAGGUAUGAUUUUGAGGCUUGAGGAGUUAUUGGUCUUCAUAUGUGUAGCAUCUAAAGAAGGUGGGAGAGAUGAAAGACAAAGAACUAAUUGAAUGGAGUGUCUUUUCAAAGUAUAAAGGAAUUUUCUUGGUUAAGGUAAUUAGGAUGGGAGGCAAUAGAAUGCUACUGAGUGACAACAAUUAGUAGACUCUCUCUCUCUCUCUCUCUCUCUCUCUCUCUCUCUCUCUCUCUCUCUCUCUCUCUCUCUCUCUCUCUC